ACAAAAUCCAAUUGGGUGACCAAAACUCAAAUUGUUUUUUUUUUUUUUUUAAAGAACCAAACCUCAUAUUGAAAACCAUAAAAGAAGGUUGUGAUCAAUGUAAGAAAGUUUUAUUAUUCUUGUUCAAAAUUACAAUUAAUCUGAAGAGUAGAAUGACCAUGAAAAUCUAUUGCCCAUUUUGUUAUAAGAGAAGAGUUCAUUAAACCUAGAAACUAAGCGUUGGAUGACUCUUUCGAGUGGAAACGACCAAGUACAAGUUCAUAUAAUUCAAACUAAACGCUAAAAUUGAACAAAACACAGUGAUUUUACUGAAUUUAAGAUUUUAAAACCAAAUUUCAUGGGGUUUUAAGGUUCAUAAAUGUAAGAGAUAAAUCAGAAUUGGAACUUACAUAUCUAAUCGUAAAAUCGUCUUCAUCACCUCUCUUCUAGCUCUCCUUCACCUCUCUCCCAGCCCACAAAACUUGUAUUCAAAAUGAUUACACACAAUAUUUUCUUUUGAAUCUCAUCUAAAAAGACAGGAAAGAAAUCACUGAAAUUUUAGAAUACUCAUCUAAUAAGCGUUGAGUUAUCAUUAGUAAGGGUUUAGGGAAUGAUUAUCCAAACGUUCGAAGAAAAAAUAACAAAUACCUCACAAUUGCCUAUAAUUAGAAAUUCAUAAGUCAAAAACAUAUCAUCGACCUCUCAUUUCUAAACUUUGAUCAACAACAUAUGAUAAAGUAUAAAUACAUAGUGAAGGAAGAAGCAGGGAUGAAUUGGAUAUAGAGAAGAAGCACAAUAGAAGGAAGAAGUUGCUCUAAAAUGUGUCUUCUCUAACUCUUACCUAGCGGCCAAUAACGCUCGAGAACGGAACAAGGAAAUUGAUUUUUUGUUUGGUUUUGAGUUUUGAUGGGAAAGAGAGUAAAAAGUGAUGUUUUUCUUUCCAUCAGAUUGAUCAUUUUUGUUUCCUUUGCACAUAUUUGUUGAUUUGUUCCUUUCCUAAGUUUUGAUUUUUUAGAAUUUUGAGAUCUGUAGCUACCCCUUGUGUAUUUGUCCCACUGCAACAUCAAGUUUGGAUUUUUCCACCCCACGAAGCUUAUGGAGUCAAUUAAGGUGUUUAGUGUCUCUAAUUAUUUGUUCCCUUCACAGGAUGCAGUAGCACAUACAAUUGGGCAUGUCGCUGCAACAGUGAGCUAUGUCUAAGGUUGCAGUUUCAUUCACUCACAUUAUCAAGAGUGACGAGCCAGCAUUCAGUGUCUUGGUCUCUAGAUUUAUCUUGGGAGAGUCUUUCCCUGCCGGAGUCUGCUUGUCCCUCCUGCCAAUUAUUGGUGAUUGUGCUCUUGUUGUUGUCACUGAGCUCAACUUUAACAUGACUAGUAAUUUUUGAUUCAUUGCGUGCCUUUUCAUUUUGAUCCAUCUAGAUAACCCAGCUCGAAUUCAACCUUUGCAUCUUCUGAAAUGAAUUCUCAUUUAAUCCAAGCACAAAUGCAAUUUAAUUUUGAUUGUUUUCUUCUGUAAUUUUGUUUUUUGGCCUUCUGACAAGCUAUGUGACAUUUAUUUGGUCUUAGUCCUCUACUCCUCGGAUAUAUCUUAUUGAUGAUAUAUUUACAAUUCCAAUCAAACAAAGUCGAGUCUAAUUGUUAGAUGGAAUUUAAGAUCCUUCGACACUUAGCAGGAGGUAGGAAUUGUUAGGAGUGACUUAUGAGCAUCAUGUGAUGUGAGGAAAAAUGUUUUUUACUUGCCUACCUAAUCUUAUGUGGCAGGUGUGAUGUUUCUUUCUUGGCCUUAUUGUGAAUCAGGGGUCACAAUCUAAAGCAAUAAUGGAUGGAUGCCCACCUAUACUUUGUUCUAAGAAUAGCUUGACUUGGUAUAAGCAAAAAUCCAAGCAUGGGAAUAUGCUCUAUGUUUAAUGAAAGCCUGAAACCAACAUUUUUUUAAGCUUUGAUGUAUGGGCUUAUUAGAAGUGUUGUGUUUUUUUUGGAUGCAGGCUAAGUAGUGAUCCAUAAGUGGGGAAAAAGAAGAAAGGAAGAGAUGUCUAAAAACAAUUAUUGUUGAUUAGUAGGAUUUGGAUAAGCAAAGGUAAAAUGUGCAUGAUGAAGUCAAUGAAGAAAUUGUUUUGUCGAAGAGGAUGGUCAGUGAAAUGCCGGCAACAGAGAUAAUGAGGACUAGUUUUCCAGUAGAUUUUUCUUGUUUCAGCCUUUUUUAGAUAAAUAAGAUGAAAUAGCUGAGAGGAAUAGAAACGAAAAGAUGGUAGGAAUGAUAAUAAUAAUAAUGCUAAUAAUGUUGUGUCCCAUUAACAGCGCCAACAAUAGCUGGAAGCUGUCGGGGGAGUGUGAGUACUGAGGGAGAGAAGGAAACCCUCCUUACAGAGUUUCUUCUGUGAUUUCUUGCACCAUUUGUGACUUAAGUUUGAUUUUGUUUCAUAGUUUAUUAUAUUGCAACUAAAUCAUGUGAGUUUCAUUUUUAUUUCAUUGUUAUUUUGUCGUGUCUCAAAACUUGGAGCAGGAGGAACAUUCACAUUAAUGCAAUGGGAAAACCAAUUACAUACGUUGUUCAUGUUACCACUAAGUCAUUUAUACAAUUCAACACAUGUUAAUAUCAUUGUAUAAUAUCAAUACACGUUAAUAUCAUUGUAUAUGCAUCAAUGCAAUUCACAUGCAAUAGCAUAUGUAGAGGGUUUAAGUUAUUUUCUAAUAAAAUAAAUAAAUGAUUGAUUUAUCCUAUGUGACAUGCAUAAUUAAUUUCAACAAAUGCAAACUUGCAUAUUUUGCACGUGUCCAUUACAUUGGUGCAACUCAUUUUGAAGUUGCAUAUUGAGUGUUAUGAGGACUAGUUCUCAUUGCCCGCGCUCCGCGCCGGGAUGUAGGUUAUUGAGGCAUACUUAUUUGGGAAUCAAAAUAUAUAUUAGAAGAUGAAAGUGUUCUAUAUGAAAAUAAGCAGCAUAAUGACUAUAUCAAUAUACACAUCAAACACCCGCUAAUAUCAUAGAUAAAAUAUGAACCGUCUAAGCAUCACAAUGUUGAUUUUCAAUAUAUAAUGGCAAGGUUAUUUGUCCAGCUUGAUAGAAUAAGUACAAAUUUACCUGAUAACUAAAGAAAAUUGGAUAUUGAUGGCAUAUAAGUAGCAUACCUACAAUAUGAGAAGUCAAGCAGAACCAUAACUGCGAUUUGAUUUAGUAUUCAUGCAUAAGAUUUCAAUUAUCUUCAGCUGUACAAACGCUGAACUUCCCAUAGUAAAUGAAACUUCCAAAUGAUAUUUCAUGAUGAAAUCCUAGGACGACUGAAUCAUCAUCCAAAAUUACCCAAGGCUAAACAUGUUACACAAAAGAGAAACUGUGCAACAGCUUUUUGUAUCUUUGCCUAAAGAAUACGAAACACAAUAACCAAUCUAAUUUCUAAUUCAGUGGUGUUUGGUAAUAAGUGAGGUCUGGAGGGAGCGUUGCCGAAGACUAUAUGGCCAGAGAAGGCUCACAGUAGAAGAAUUGGUCCGGAAAAUGCAGAUGGUGGUGGAAGCAAAGGUACAAGGUGAUCUGGUUUUUGCAAGCUCCCCAGCUAUUCAGAAGCUCUGGUAUAUGGAGGGACGUUUCGGUGGUGGUUGAUAGUGAGUGAGAACCCAAUUACUUGUAUAUUUUAGUUGGUUAAGAGCUAUAAGGGCUUUUUGUUGAUUGUUUGUAGACUUUUGGAUCGUAUUUGAUGAAUAAAAUCCACCCAUUCAUCGAAGAAGGAAAAAAAAAAUUCUAAUUCAGUGCUGCACAAUAUCAAAAUCUGCAGCAUUUGGAAACCACGAGCAUAUCAUAGAUGGAAGGAGACAGCCUGAUGACAUUGACUGAAGGGGGAGCAAUGGUGGUACAGUACAACACCAAAGAAUGAAUCUGGAUUUCCCUUUCGCACAGCAGACAUUUAACUUCACUGAAUCACUUUCCGGAUUCUUUCCUCUGCAGAUCGCCACAGUUUCAAGUCGGUAAAGAAGAAAACAGGCAGAUGGAUGGGUGGGAUGGAUUUGGUGGACUACCUUUUAUUGGUUCCCUUCUAAAACAUCAAUUGCAAUCAACCAUUACCUAUGAAAUAAAAAAAAUAGUCAUAACAUGAUAAUCCUCGCCGCAGAAAGGGAAAAGUUUAGUUCAAGAAAUAGGGAAGAAGAUUAGUCACUAUAAUAUUAUACCUUGAAUUAGAGGUCCAUGAUCACCCACCCUCCCUGCCCUGGCGGCUAGAUCUGAAAGUUGCUUCACUUUGACAGUCCUUACCUACAUUUAACCACAAUCCCACUAUCAAUAUAACCCGUACUAAGAAAAAUGAUUGAUUUGGGUUUUCUGACUCACACAUGCCGCAACGACCACCAGCACCAGCGAAAACAUUUCUAUUAGAAACCUCGCAGAUCUUAGAAUGAAAUAUUGAAGCUAAUAGAAAGUUCUAAUAACGCAAACAACAGACAAUUCUCCGUACUUGCAUCUUCUGCAAACCCUGAUCUGCUUGUCGCCAGAAGUACAAUUUCAGCUGCAAAAUUAAAGAAACAGAGGAAUAAAUCAAGUACCGUAACUACUAUGAGCACAACAUACCCAUUAAAGAAACAACGACAUCAGAUCAAGAUCCGCUUACCCUCGUCGAUCGAUCCAAAGUUCAAGCUGAUUGUCAACUCCAAAACACAGGGCCGCACUCAAAAGCAUCAAACAAAAGAUAUAGACAUCAGAAGAGAAAACUGGUAUAGAUAACAGAGGAUCGAGGGAGGGGAAGAAAAUAGAUGGACAGAAUCAUCGGGGAAAGAGAAUAUCUUGGUCCAUGUCUGUGGUCACGAUAAUCGUGCGGAGCCUUGAUCAAUCAGGCUCAGAAGCAAAUCUGCAAGUGGAAGGGGAAAGAGAAGGGGAAUCAUCGCUUUGGAGUGAACGUUUUGGAAGUCACAAAAACCGGUUACUCCCAGUCAGCUAUUGACUGGGCAUCCUCUUAGUUUGUUGAUUCGAAACUGUGGGUGAGAAAGUGAGAUCUCAAAAAAGGAAAGGAUGAGGGAAUAUCGGAUUGGAAGGGAAAAGAGACAGAAUCGUAAGAAAGGAAAGAUGGAGGAAAGAGGCAAGUGGAGGGUAAAAUCCCCCGUCAUCUCAACCUUUUAUCUCCUAUUAAGAGACUGCAUCUCUGGUGAGAGCCGAGAAGUGAGUGGUGACGGAAACCAAUGAGAGAGAAAGGAGGUAUAGAGAACUGAGCCGGUUAGGUAAAAUGAGUGGGUGAAAAUUGUAGAGCUACGUGGCUCCUAAUCCGCCAUGUAUCCCACAAAAAUAUCUCAUCUCUCCUUCCCACUAUCUCCCAUUCCCUCUCAAGUCUCAAGUACCAAUUGCGAAAACCAAGAGACAACGCGCUGAUCAAAGCGGCCUCAUCAUUGCCACACAAAAGGACUCAGACCCACAUAUUACCAGCCGAUCAGAGGUUCCAUCACGGUCCAAAGAGAACUAGAGUAUUGGAAACCAACCAGAGACCACCGUACGCUCGCCCACACCAAAGUACAAUCCAAGUUGUAACAGUGUAACUGAGUCUGUAUGUGCAGUAAAAGGAGUCAGGAACUCAGGAUGCACAGUAAUCGACCCCUAGUGGGUUUUCUUUUUUCAAUUUGCAAUUGACCAAACACUAUUUAUGUAAAUCCUCUAAGGGGUCGUUUGGAUGGGUUAAUUGGUAAUGUGGUAUUUGUAGAGUCAAAAAAACUCAUUUAUUGUUCAUGUGGUAUUUCAGUGUUAUUUAAGUGGUAAUUGAAAUAAAGUAUCUCGUUUGGUUGAACCAUGCAAAUGUGGUAUUUGACAUGUGGUAGUUGGUAAAAGCAGAGUGAUAAAAUGAGUUGUUUCGAAAUAACACAUGGGUAUAAGUUAUUUCAAAUAACUCGUUUUGAGUUAUUUGUAAAUAACUCACUGUCCAAAUAACUCAUUUCAGUAAAACGCUGCCAAACGAGUUAUUUGCGUCCAAAUAACUCAUUGUGAGUUAUUUGCGUCCAAAUAACUCAUUGUGAGUUAUUUGAACCCAAAUAACUCAUACAAAUACUCCAUCCAAAUGACCCCUAAAUGAUGAGGCCAGUUUUGCUGGUUAAAAAGAUACUUGUUACUCUUAAUGCAGUCAAAAGUAAAAUUCUAUGUAGAGAAUUGAAAUCGAUUCUAAAAUGACAUCGUAAGAUUUUGAUACACAUGUAGAAACUAACACUUAGAAUGGUUGAUAAUACCCAAAAAAAUAAAAAAAAAUUCAAGGAAAAGUUAUCCAAAAAAGCAUGUCAUCAAUAAUACAUAACAUCAAAUAGUGUAACUUUUCAACUCAAACUUUAAUCGACACAAGUAUCGAACAAAUUCGAAUUUUUACUUUAACAUAAACGCAAAAAUAAGCAACCUAAUAUCUUAUCAUAAUCACUUGUUCUAGUUGAGCAAGAGCUCCAAACCUCCCAUGUUCGUCAUUUAGUAUAGCUACAUUUGUUGGCAAUACCUUACUGUCCUGAUUUUGAGUAUUUUAUGUCUGAACCGAGAUAUGCAUUGGAAUGUUACUCUGCCACUGGACUUUUGUUCUGCAAUUCCACUUUUGCUGCAUCAUCCUUUAAGUUUUUUUUUUAAAGUGGAGUGGUCGUUUCAUUAAUACGAAUCAUCCUUUAAGCAGUGUUGACGGAGGGAACUAUUUUUUUUUUCUACGAUGAGUCUCCUACUCCCUGUUGGAAGUUGAUUGACUAAGCUAAAGUUCAAGUGUUAAUGAAAAAAUAUAAAAAAUAUUUAGAACUGAAAACAUCUAUACUAAUACAGAGAGCAAGAGGAGGACUCUGGAAGGUCGGUGUUCAAAGCUCGCAGCCACGGCCGGCACCGGCUAUCACUCCUCACUCGAGUCGUCGAGUCAAAACUCAGUCCCUAGAAUUUCUAAUUCGAUUUCAUAAUGGAAAAUCGUCGGUAAGAUACUGUUUGUUAUGAAUGAAUUACAUAAAUUUUGAGUAAUUCAUUUUGAAAUGAAUUUUUUUUGUUUGGUAUUUGAAAAAAUUCAUUUUCAAUUCUAAAUUUUGAAUUCUACGAAAUUGCAACUAGUUAUAGCAAUUUCAAGGAAUUGAGAUGGAAUUUCCAAAUGAAUUUCACCUGUAUUUACUAAUUAUAAUAAGAUGACAUAAUUAUCCUCAUUUAUUGACUAAAUUACUUCUACAUAUGUUAUUUGGGGCCAACUCAUGCAAUAUGAGAAAUCGUUGACAAGAAUUUGAUUGCAAUGCUAGUAGCAUAUGUUGGUUAUUCACUUAUUUGAUAUUUCCGCUUCAAUUGUAUCCGUAUGUUGAGAUGGCACAACUAAAGUGUAUGGUUCAUUGACAAAAUAUUAGAAGAUGAAUUUUAAUGAAUAUUGUUUCUGUCGGACAUAAUUGAAUAUGACAUACCAAAUCCAGGAAUUCAUUUGAAAAUGAAUUCUACACGGUAAUUCAUUUUAAGAUGAAAUGCGCCGGUACCUAACUCAUUCGUUUUUUCGUCUGCUCAAUUGCUUAUCCGCAAAUGGUGGCAGGCGACUUCAACCAUGGUUUGGGAGGAGCGAUCCUGGGGAUGUACUUAGCUAUUCAAUUUCACUUUAUAUUGUUUUUGCUUCUCGUUGCUUCAUUAGAGUUGCCUAUCUUGCGACACAAAAAGACUCUCACCGAUAAUUCGACUACUAAUCAACUACCGCGCUUAUCUUAUUUCUCCUCUAUGACUGAUUUUAUUAACCCUAUCUAUGCAAACGACCAAUUCUCCUAACACUAACCGUUUUAAUAACCGCAAUCCACGCAAGCAUCGACCCAAGCUCACUGAAAUUGCUUUUGCGGUUCGCGGUCGACAAAAAUUGGCUUUUCUGCGUUUAGGGUUUAGGGUCGACAAAAAUUGGUCUCACACUCAGAUUGAUCAUGGCGUCGGAGGACAAACUGAAGAAACAGAAGACUGCGGAUACUCAUGCUGACAGAUUGAGUGCUUUGGGCGAUGAUUUGCUGCUUCAUUUACUCGGCCUCUUGGAGCUUAAAGGCGCCGUGGGAACGAGCGCACUGUCAAGACGAUGGAGGUACCUUUGGACUCGUCUCACUCGCCUCGAUCUGGACGACAGCAGCUUCGUACAUCCCACCGGCGAUCGGGAAAUCGCAGAAAUCCGCAACGCAGAGUUCGCAAACCUCGUGCAGAGCGUGUUGAGACAAUGUGAACACCACCGGCCGUUUCUGAAGAACUUCCGGCUCAGCUGCAAUGCGCCCGAGGGUCCUUUCUUGUCGAAAUCGUGGAUGGAGGCGGCCGCCGGUCCUCAAAUCGAGACGUUUGAAGUCGAUUUCGGCUGCUGCACGGACAGUCUCUACGAUCUCAGCGAGAGGGUUUUUGCUUUAGAGAAGCUUCGAGUUUUGAAGCUCCGCAAGGGUUUCCGGCUUGGUGUUGAUGCUGCACGCAUUUGGCUCCCAUGUCUCAAGGUAUUAGAACUUGGUGAAAUUUCAGGGUCUAGUUCUACGUUGCGCAGUCUCAUUUCUGGUUCUCCUGUUCUGGAGACACUAGGCAUUGAACGCUUUAAAACAUUGGAUGAUGCAACAACCGUUUACAUAGAAUCUUCGUCGCUGAAGAAUGUGAAGCUGAGGGGGUUGUUCAUGUUCGGUAAUGUCUUGCCGAGAAUCGUUGUUAAUGUACCAAGCCUUGUGCAUAUGGAUUUUCAUCCAUGGCACAAUCCGGGGGCUGAAUAUGUCGUCCAUGAGUUACCUUGCCUUGAAUCUGGUUAUAUUGACCAUUGUGGUCGACUUGGAAUGCUUUCCCCGCUCAUUUUGCUCUUGAAUCGGAUUUCAAAUGCUAGAAAACUGCAGCUGACUGACUCAACAUUCCAGUCGGUUAAAUCGUGUUACCACUAUGAGCUACCACUGCCCUGGUUUCAUAACUUGACUCGUUUGACAUUGGAAGUUACCGUGAUUGAUUGGAUCACCGUGUGUAACUUACUAGAUCGUGCACCGAAUUUGGUAACCCUAGUCUUCGAGAAGUGUCCAAGCCCUGAGCCGCUGGAAGUUCUAUGGGACCCAUUGGAACCAAACCCUGAAUGCCUUCGUUCACGAAUUGAGAUCAUAGAAAUCAAGGGUUUAGGAGUGUCUUCUUCAAUCCACAGAGACUUGUUAAUGCACCUGCUGGACGUUGCAUCUUGCUUAAAGAAGAUGAUUCUUCACUGUGCCAUUGACCAAGACGCCAUUGGAAGGUUCUUACAUUCGUCCAACGAAUCAGUUUCUACCCACAGAGAACAUGUUUCACUGACGAAGCUGGAAGAGUUAUUAGCUUGUCCGAGAUCAUCAAGCACUUGUGAAGUUGAACUCUUAAGUUAUGCAGACGAUAUCUUAUGACUGAACUCCGAUAUGCAUGGGUCGUUUUGGCCAUCAGUGUUGUAGCGGGCGAUAAGGACAUGACUUAGUAACUGACCUUUGGCCUUUGCAUGUGUACUGUAUUGUGUAUUUUGGCUCAGUUGAAGUGUAUAUGUAUAUGAUCAGGACAUGACUUAGUAACUGACUUUUGUAUGUGUACUGUACUGUAUGGUGUAUUUUGGCUCAGAUGAAGUAUAUGUAUUGUAUGUUAUUCGGUGCUGGUGAUAUUCUUUGGACUUGUCCCUUUGCCUCUGGUUUUUGUUCUGCAAUUGCACUUCUGCAUCUUCUUUACAGCAGAGUUGAUGCAAGGAGCUUUAUUUUAUUCUUCCUAAAAUACAUGCAAUGUUGAUUCUUCAACGAAGCUUCUAAGGACUAAGAUUAGUGAUUCAAAAAUGGAAAAGGAAACGAUUGCAACAAGCAAAAAUGUUAUUAGUUGCUAUUAGUUGGACCGAGGUACUAAAUAUGGCUAAAUUAACAAACUCAUUAUAUGAUAUCCAGGGUUCCGAAUAUUUUUGGCAUUCCUAGUAUUCUAUCAUAUUAGGUUUUUAAUUUUUAUCAGCCUUAUUUAUGUCUUUAGCUAUAUAUAUACAUAAAGGUGUCUAUUACGGUGUACUCAUGAAAAUAGCCUCAAGAGUCAAGAUAUCAAUUUUUUAUUUUAAUUGGUAACAUUAGUGUAAUAUAACAUAAGAUUACAA
Linum trigynum is the source of this 9989-nucleotide messenger RNA. The record is from the annotation of a GenBank genome assembly. Lineage: Eukaryota; Viridiplantae; Streptophyta; Magnoliopsida; Malpighiales; Linaceae.